Molecule: messenger RNA, 969 nt
Organism: Vigna umbellata (rice bean)
Lineage: Eukaryota; Viridiplantae; Streptophyta; Magnoliopsida; Fabales; Fabaceae
Source: RefSeq, a predicted model, not a curated record
AUGGGUUAUGAAGAAGGGUCCUUGGAACUGCUGAAGGAUGAAGAUUCUUGUCAAAUUAUAUUCAAACAAGAAAAAUUGGUGGCCAUGGGAAGUUGGCGUGUUCUUCAAUUUCAGGUUCUUCGUUGUGGCAAGAGUUGUAGGCUAAGAUGGACCAACUACCUCAGACCAGAUAUUAAACGUGGUUCCUUCACUUUUGAGGAAGAAAAACUAAUCAUACAGCUUCAUGGUAUCCUUGGAAAUAGGUGGGCUGCUAUAGCCUCUCAGCUACCAGGAAGAACAGACAAUGAGAUCAAGAACUUAUGGAACACCCAUUUGAAGAAACGUCUCAUUUGCAUGGGCCUAGACCCUCAAACCCACCAGCCACUCUCCUCUUCAUGCAACCCUGAUGGCAAGGCCCAUGCAGCAUCCACCUCAACCCGCCACAUGGCCCAGUGGGAGAGUGCAAGGCUUGAAGCAGAGGCCAGGCUCUCAAGGGAGCCCUAUUUGUUCAACAACUUCAACAAAACUGACUCUGACUACUUCCUCAGAAUGUGGAACUCUGAAGUUGGACAAUCUUUUCGUGGUGUGCACAAAUCAGACAACAAAGGUAGCUGCCAAAGUCCCAUUUCUCUAGGGUCAUUGUCUGCUACCACCACCACAGAUUUGGCUUCCAACCCUACAAGCAUUGUGAAAGAGGAUUUGGUGUGGGGUGGUAGCAAGAAAAUAGCCUCUGAUUCAUCAAGCUCCAGUGAACUAGAAGAAGACUCGUGUGACACUUCAUUGCAGCUCUUGUUAGACUUCCCUAUAAACAAUGACAUGAGCUUCUUAGAAUGAGACACCAACCCUUAAGUGCAUGUAUCAUGUUGAUAUGCUGACAUGUAGGUUUUUAUUCUCUAUUUUGUAGACUUGGUAUAUCAGAAGACAAACUAGUAACUAAUGACAUUGCGUAGAGUUUAAUGGAUAUGCUGUGUAAGCUAGUUCUUUGCUCAA